CUCAUCCUCUCACAGUGGAAGCACAUUGUUCAACGCGGGCGCCGCUCACCCACGAUCAAUGACCACAUCUGCGCCGCUCACUGCUUUUCCACAGUGGAAAACACGUCUGGGAUUCAAUAUCUGAAGAUAGUGUUUACCCCCCGUUCUCUCCUUCUUCCCUCCGCUACAGACGAUACGUCGCUCUUGUCGCCAAAUAGAACCCCGCUUGUUCUGAAACCGACAUGACGGAGUACAAACUGGUGGUGGUGGGAGCUGGAGGUGUCGGCAAGAGUGCACUCACCAUCCAACUCAUCCAGAACCACUUUGUGGAUGAGUACGACCCCACUAUAGAGGACUCCUACAGGAAGCAGGUAGUGAUCGACGGGGAGACCUGCCUACUUGACAUCCUGGACACUGCAGGUCAGGAGGAGUACAGCGCCAUGAGGGACCAGUACAUGCGGACGGGGGAGGGCUUCCUCUGCGUGUUCGCCAUCAACAACACCAAGUCAUUUGAGGACAUUCACCAGUACAGAGAACAAAUCAAGCGAGUAAAGGACUCGGACGAUGUUCCCAUGGUCCUGGUGGGGAACAAAUGUGACCUGCCUGCACGAACUGUGGACACCAAGCAAGCCCAAGAACUGGCCCGCUCGUACGGCAUCCCGUACAUCGAGACGUCGGCCAAGACGAGACAGGGAGUGGAGGACGCCUUCUACACGCUGGUGAGAGAAAUCAGACAGCAUAAACUGAGGAAGCUGAACCCACCUGAUGAGAGCGGUCAGGACUGUAUGAGCUGUCGCUGCGUGGUGUCGUGAUGCAGCCGCAGCUGUCUGUCGCACGUUGAAGAGAAAUGCCUCAGCGUCUGGACACAGCAUGGACUUGAAGAUAGAAAUAUUAAACAACUCGGUGAUGAAAUAUAAACUUGUGAAAAAAAAAAAAAGUAUGAAGGGGCAAAUGGACCGCGCCAGAGCUGAUGGAGCCACAGAGCCUCUGCAGACUGUCGCCUUUGUGGCCAACGGAAGCCUGGCCCCACCACCCCCUAUUUCUUUGUUUGUCAUUUGGCUGACCCUUGAGCAACACCACUCCUGACACCUCCAGUGUGGUCUCACUGGGCAGCGUCGCAAGUCUCCUAACUUAUUGUUUCAAGUCUCAACACUGGUCUUAAAGAGAGAGCAAAGAGGGGUUUCCUUCAGGCCCCCUAUUCUGGCUUGUGCUGGGCCUCACUGGCAGAGACACCCUGGAAGUGACACCGAACUUUGGGACUGAGGCUGACACCGGGAUGGUUUGCUGUUGGCAGUUAGCUUAUUGGAUUCAGAGCUCAUUUUGUGAUUUGAACGCACUAUAGCAGCAGCAGCAGGGCGCUUCACCUGCUGGUUAUUGUUGAGGUCAGCGAUGCAGAUGCCUUCUCACCUCACAGAUGUUUUCUUCGCUAACAGUUUGUCUCCGUGGAAUAAUAAUUGUAAUAAAAAUAAUAAUAAUAACAGAGUGAGUAGGUGCAAUAGGAUUCACAUUAAGUCUUUAAUAUAAAUCGACCUCAUGAGUUCUUCUCGUCUAAUUCUGUUUCAGGAUGGAGAGGUACAGAGCUUAUCUAUUUCGAUAAUAUAAAGAGUCAUUCCUUGUGUUCUGUAGGUCUCAGGAAUCUGAUGUUUCAUGAUAAAGUCGCAGAAUUUCACACGAAUCCUGCCUCAUCAAAGUCAGUUAUUCCACACACUCGCCACUCUAUCCUCAACUGCAAGUAAACAGGUAUUUGCCGCGGGAUUAUAACGUGUCAUGUAUGAUGGGACGUCGGGGGUUGAUGGAUCAUGUCGCUUUGUUUUUCUGUGUUGACACGGUUUUACUGCCUAAAUAAGACAAAUGACUGAUGUGUUUACUUUUGCCUUAUUUGUUAGCUAGUUUGUACCUCAAGUGUGCGGCGGGUUCUUCCUGAGAAGUUGCGUUUCCUCUUAUUUUUACGUGCGGAGUUAUAGAGUUUAGACUGUACAGAGUUUAAAAUGCCCCCUCUUCCCCUACAAGAACACUACUCUGAUUUAAACAAAUGACAAAAAAAUGUGUUGACAUGUAUCUGAAUGUGUUUUAAAAUGCAAAAAGUUCAGUAAUUUAGUGAGCCCAAUAAAAGCCAUUUGCCUUAAGCUUGUUGAUCUUAAUCUGGUGCUUGCAGUUCGGGGUGACCCCCGGCAAGGAAUAGGAAUCUGGCAACUUCUGUUCUCACUUCUAUUGUGUUUGGCUCUUUAUUUUGCUGCCAAAGCUGCAGCUCAUGUGAGGGGUGGAUGUUCCGCGGUCAUCAAGUUGCCAUUGCUCAUCUGUGUUGGCUGGCUUGUCAAUAACUGGCCACUCUCCUAUAGGUAAGUGAACAUCCCACAUUUCAACUUGGCAAAAUGGUGCAUUUGAAAUAAAGCAUGGGGCUGUAAAACAUUGCCCGAUUGCCUCGUUUGGCAUGUGUGCUGCACGACUUCUGUGCCAAUACUGAUUUUGUUUAACUAAAACAAGCAAAUAACACAUACAAUUUGAACAAUUUCACUCAGCAAAUCGGGA
Messenger RNA from Synchiropus splendidus (mandarinfish), 2508 nucleotides. RefSeq names its product GTPase HRas. The transcript has 6 exons. Gene Ontology annotation, biological process: Ras protein signal transduction. The record is from RefSeq and is a predicted model, not a curated record. The coding region runs from base 222 to 791 and encodes 189 amino acids. Gene Ontology annotation, molecular function: GDP binding; GTPase activity; GTP binding. Gene Ontology annotation, cellular component: plasma membrane. NCBI's taxonomy places the organism in Eukaryota, Metazoa, Chordata, Actinopteri, Syngnathiformes, Callionymidae.